AUGCCGUCCGCAAUGACAGACUCGGAGCGAUCUCGGCGUACGGAAAAUUGGAUUCCCACAUCCACCCGCGGCGGCGUCUUUUACUGCCCCAGAUAUCUCCUCGACCCUCCAGCUGCACAACAAAACCGCCUGCCAACGCCGCCCAUCCGCGCUCGUCAAGUGAGGCCGCGAUCGAUACACAUCACCUCGUGGCCGUCUGGUUUCGUACCUCACGAACUGAGACCCCAGCCUGAGCGCCCCGUCAAGAGGAGGAAGCCAUCCAACCCCGUCUCGCCCGCUACGACGUCGCUGGGAAAGACGUCGUUGAAGUUCAGCUUUAAGCAAUUUUUCUCCCUCUCCCAGAAACAGGUCCCGAGCCGAUCCGCCUCGAGCGCUUCCACCCCUUCGAGGCCGCCCCUCUCGAGACCACCCAGCAGGGCCACGAGCCUUCUCAACAGACUCUCCAGCUACCGCGAGGUGGACCUGGUCGUGCCCGAGGAAGACACGAUGGCGCUGCGAUCGGCCGCCAUGUCCGAAACCAUGAGGCCGCCUCUGAUGUCCUCUGCCUACAACACCCCCGGCCAGCGCAGCAGCUUGAUGUCGGUCCGGAGCGCCAAGAGCAACGUGACAUCGAUGGUGACGGAAAUCCCCAAGCCCGUCGCGCACGGCAGCGGCGUCAGCUGCUCGAUCCUCAUGGCCGAGCCCAACGUCUUCCUGACCGGUUUCGACCACGACGGCCACCGGCAACACUCGCAGGGCGGCACGGCGCUGCUGCGCGGAAAGCUGCAGCUAAAGGUCACCAAGAACGUCAAGAUCAAGGGCGUCAGCCUGAAGUUGGUGGGAAAGGCGCGGACGGAAUGGCCCGAGGGCAUCCCGCCGCUCAAGGUCGACCUUUACGAGGAGGAGUCGCUGCGGACGCAGGUCCUGACCUUCUUCAACGCCGUCAAUGACGGAUGGGAGUCCGAGUACGGCAACCAGUGUGUCUACACGCUCAAGAACAGCUCCACGAACUCUUCGUCGACGAACCUCGCCCCCGGCUCCCCCCGCAACUCAAUCUCGCCGUCGCUGCUGUCGGUGCCGCCCAACUCCAACAGCAGGCAAGGCAUGACGGCGAGGGAGCUGAAGCGUCUCUCGCUGCAAUCAAACCAAUCGCGCAGCUUCGGCAAGGGCGACAACCCCAGCGGCAACCAGGCCAAGGGUUACAAGGUCUUCUACCCCGGCGUGUACGAAUAUAACUUUGAGCUGCCCAUCGACCACCACCAGCUCGAGACCACCAAGCUGCAAUACGGCUCCGUCAAAUGGGAGCUGCAGGCGACCGUCGAGCGGGCCGGCGCCUUCAAGCCGAACUUGCACGGGUCCAAGGAAGUGGCCAUCGUGCGCGUGCCCGACCAGCUGUCGCUGGAAAUGACGGAGCCCAUCUCCAUCAGCCGCCAGUGGGAGGACCAGCUGCACUACGACAUUGUCAUCUCCGGCAAGUCGUUCCCCAUCGGCACCAAGAUCCCAAUCGCCUUCAAGCUCACGCCGCUUGCCAAGGUCCAGGUCCACAAGCUCAAGGUCUUCGUCACCGAGUCGGUCGAGUACUGGACCAACGACCGCAGGGUCACGCGCAAGGACCCGGGCAGGAAGAUCCUGUUGCUCGAGAAGACUGCGGGAAAGGCUCUGGAUCCCGCCUACGCCUCGUCGGACGUCCGCGUGCUCAACGGCGGCGAGCUGACGCCGCGUCAGCGUCGCGAGGCCCGCGAGUCUGCGGCCGUGCGUCGUGCUGCCGAGGCUUCCCGCCACGGCAUGAUGCCAGACCCUCUACCCGAACCGGUCGACAACAUCCUGGGCGAUCUGGACCUCGGCCUGGAGAGCUACUGGGGCUCGACCGAGAUCGAGAUGAAUGUCCAGCUGCCAACUUGCGACACCAUGGCCAAGAGCAAGGAGCUGCGCCUGCACCCCGACUGCAGUUGGAAGAACGUCAACGUGUACCACUGGAUCAAGAUCGUCAUGAGGAUUUCUCGCCUCGACCCCGAUGAUCCCACUGGCACCAAGCGCCGUCACUUCGAGAUCAGCAUCGACUCGCCGUUCACGGUCCUCAACUGCCGCGCCACGCAGGCCAACACCUCUCUGCCCGAGUACUCGGGCCCUGACGCGUGUGCCAACCAGAGCCGCCAGACCUCCUGCGGCUGCCCCGACGCCGUGACCAUCUCCGGGCCCCCAGAGGGCUCGCCGAACAACCUGUCGACCGGCGCCCUCACCGUCGUGGACGGCUCCGACAACCUUCCGGCACCGCCGCAGGCGGCACACCUCCCUUCCUCCCCGCAGCCCAGCACCACCACCGCCACCGCCAGCGGCCACAGACGGAACCCACCACCGAACUCCCAGACGAACGCGGACUCGUUCUCCGACACUCAACCGCGCCCGAUCCACCUCCUCCGCGUGCCGUCGUACAACCCCCCCGCCUUCGACGCCGAGGUACCACCGCCGCCCGCAGAGGAGCAGCUGCGGCUGCAGACACCGCCGCCCCAGUACGACGUCAUCGUCGGCACCCCCAGCGUGGACGGCAUGGCGGACUACUUUGCGCGCCUCGCGGACUACGGCUACGACGAGCCCGAGGACUCGGACGAGGACGAGGGCCCGGCCCGCAUCACGGAGCGCGGCGGGCGCGUCAACGUCGCGCACCCCCGCACGCCGGGCGGCCGACGCGCGCCCAGCCGGAGCAUGGAGAUCCAGCGACCCCCCCUGGAGCCGAGGAUGGAGUCGCUGCCCGCACUUCGAAGGAACGACGUGCCGUCACAAAUUAACUGA
Molecule: messenger RNA, 2769 nt
Organism: Colletotrichum navitas
Lineage: Eukaryota; Fungi; Ascomycota; Sordariomycetes; Glomerellales; Glomerellaceae
Product: arrestin domain-containing protein
Exons: 2
Coding region: 1-2769 (922 amino acids)
Biological process (GO): ubiquitin-dependent endocytosis
Cellular component (GO): cytoplasm; cytosol
Molecular function (GO): ubiquitin protein ligase binding; protein-macromolecule adaptor activity
Source: RefSeq, a predicted model, not a curated record